AAGCCUCCCCCCACCCAUUUUCUUCAAGCUAAGAGCCAAAUAUAUGCUGAGAUUUUGAAGUGAAAAUACUCUCCCAAAGUUUAUUCAAGCACCCACCAUAUUUACUUCAUCUUUAAAACCUUCGAUUCUUCAUAUACUUCGUUAUAUACACAAGGUUUUAAACCCCGAGGCUUCGUUCCAACCAACCUAGCCAAAUCUCGCCUAGCUCAUUUUCAUACCACUCUUUUUGUCCUCCCGAAGGGCUCUCCAAAGUUCGUGUGCAAAGCCAAAAUCCGGUCGAACCUCCGACGAAUUUUUCCGGCGAACUUCUUGUAAGUGGUUAUUUUAGCUUCGUUUUACUCGUGUCUUAACCGACCAUUUUUGACAAAGGGCUUUUGAACAAAAAUAUUCUCUUCAUCUUUAAAGCUCUCUUUGUUUACAAAACACACGAGUUAGCCACUCGUUAUAUAUUUGUGCGUGUGUUUUUGUCCCGGAACCUAACUCGUAUCCUUUGAGAUUUCCUCACCAAACUUUGGAGGGAUCUUUGCCUUGGCACGGAAAGCCGGAUAUAAGGCCAAAGGUAAUAAGUUAGUUAUUGUUGUGCGUGUUAUCUGUGCUUAACUGAUUAUAUCCCUACGCCCAACAUACCCUUUCUCGUUUGGUGAACGUUUCCAUAUGUGCCGUGCUUCGUGGAAAUACUAACCUUACGAGUUACGUGGUUCCCGAUCCCGUGUGUGUGAGUGUGAUUAUCGACUGCGUCUUAUAUCUAUAAAUCACUCAACACUAAUUAACAUAACUCUUGUAGCUUGCCCGUACGCGGUUUGCUCAGGUUAUUAAAAUCAAUCCGACCUUAAAAUCAACUAUUUAUAUUUUCCGCGCAAUAUAAAUUGUUGGACUGUUGUUGGACACUUGUUGGACUAAUCACCGUUGGACUUGUUAUAAUUGACAAACCUUAUACCUGACCGUGAUUAUUGGACUUACUUAGCGGACUAAAAUCUUAAUUAAAACAAGGAUAUAUUUUCGUAGAUAUUGUGUUCUAACUUUUUGCAGUGAGGUGAAGUGAAGUGAGGUGAUCUUCGUUCUAAGACCCAAGUCCUUGACGUAUUGACGGGGAGUUAAUAGUCAUUGCACCGUGAAGAAGAGGAAAGACCCGAGAUCUAAUACCUAAGACCCGAGACCGGCAAAAGGUGUAGAAGUACAAAGACUACACAAGGUUCUACAUCGACUUUGAGGAAGUAACGGGGAGUUACGUUCCGAGACAAGCUUUGUAGGUGUUUUUACAUUUAUAGUGAGGAGGUAACGGGAAGUUACGCUCCAAGAUAUAUAUUUGUAAAGGCUUCUCCGCCUACUUUAAAGGAGUAUCUUUUUAGUAGAGAAAAUCUCGAGUCCGGGGAGGAGCUCGGGGACUGGACUAGGGGUGAGUGGACUCCAUCGGUUGAGUUAGCCACCGCGAACCAGGAUAAAAUCCCUCGUGUGGUAUUUUUCUUUCCUUGCUUUUAGCUUCCGCAUUUACAACUGCCAUUACUCUAGAUACAAGCUUUUAAAAAGGGGAUAAACUUUUUAAAACGCCAUAAAGUUUUUAAACUGGUGAUUAAGCUAUUCAACCCCCCCCUUCUAGCUUAAUUAUCCCUAUAUACGGACCUAACACUAUAUGCUGUGGGCCUCAGUCUAGAACUUGUCAGGCCUAUAUUAUUUAGUUUUUUUUUCUUUAAAUUUUUUAAGUGUCUUCAAGAAUUCUCUCGAUUCUUCUGGAAGGGGUUGGUCUUUUCAAAUUUAUGGGCUUCCCGCCUUUGACAAGGCUUGAUGACUGGCCCAAGGCCCAUUUUACGGGCUGUAGCCAGUUCAUUUUAGGGUUUACCGGCAAGUGAACCGGUUGUGGAUUGCCUAUAUAAUGAGUGACUGAGAGUUCAUUUCUCAUUUCACUCCAAAGUUUCCAAGUUUAAGUGCUAGAAAACCCUCCCAAACACUCUCAAAAAAUUCUCUAGUUUCUCGGCGAAUUCUUAGGCGUAUCUCCGGCAACCUUCAAGUUCUUUCCAGAUUCCGGCCGAUAUUCAAGGGUUUUCCAGUUUUCCGGGCGAUCUUCAAAAAUUUCCCAGGUUCCGAUCAAUCUUCAUCUUUUCUUCAUCAGUUUCUGGGUUUCAUACCUUCAUCCGAAGAAGAUCAAUGGCUGAUUCCGCAUCAUCACAGCAAUCCCAGCAAUCUCAACUUUCUCAGCUUCCCGUGGCUCGUUCUCGCGCUAACCGAGGUAAAAAAUCCCUCGUUCAUGCUAGUGUUUUUUCUCUUCGUGAUCUUCUUUCUGAGUUUGGUCAAGCCUUUCCUAAUUUACUUCAUCUAGAUGCUUAUAAGUACCCUUCCCAGUAUAAGCAAAAAGACGUAGAUAUUAUGGCCAAACUUUUCGGAAUCGAACAUCCUUAUAGGGCCGUGGCCCCAGGCCCAAAUGACCGGGCUUGCUACCCAAAGCCCGGGACAAUUAGGAUUUACAAAGAGACCUUCUAUGCUGGGUUCAGAUUGCCUCCCCCAAUGUAUGUUUAUAGACUUUUAGCUGAAGCCCGGGUAUGUCCAACCCAACUCCAGCCCAAUGGCUGGAGGUUCAUAAAUUGUUUUUUGGUCCAGUGUAGGAAGCACAACUUGGAGCCCAGUGUGGCAGUGUUUAGGUAUCUUUUCAAAUUUGUUAACGCCCCAAAUGACGAAGGCUGGGUCAAAAUCCAGUAUCGAACAUUGGGCCGUAGUAUUUUCGUUUCAGAUUCGGCCCCUGAUUCCCUCCCAAAUUGGAAGAAGCAGUGGUUUUAUCUGUAUAUGGAGGGGGCCGACUGGGCCGAUUACUUUUAUUCAGACUUUAGUCGGGCCGAGGAUGGGCCGAUGAGGUCCCUCAAGUUAGGGGUUGAAGAAGAGGCGGCCAUUAAGGUUUUAACGGCCGACAAUCUUCAUCAUUGUUCGCUGUUAAUCUCCGAGGCAUCGCUUCAGUUACACGGGCUUAGCGAUUUGGGCCCUGAGGCCCAAGUUGCUUUGGGGAGCAUUUUCAAGAAGCGGGAAACCGCCGCGGAGAAGGCCGUGCCAACCGAGGUUUCGCGCACUAAGCGGCCCAGGAAGGAAGGGGGAACUGGGCCCGUGGAACGGGUUCCAGCUUUCUUAUCCCCACGGCCCACCGCCGUUGAAGAGGACCAAGGGCCCUACGUGGUCCAGUGGGGCCUGUUGAACAAAGACACCAUCGUGGGCGAUUCCCGGGCCGCCGCGGAGUGGUCCAAGAAUGUGGUCACCCCUCGGGACCGGGCUCAUGUGGUCGAAUCCUCCGAAGACCUUCAGAUUGAGCUCCUGGGGGCCCAAGCCGUGGCUACGUCAACACCUACCUCCAGGCCGCCGUCCACAAUUUGAAGGCGGUUAGGGCUGAGAAGGCGAUCGCGGAGCGCGAUCGCGAUCGUUACCUCGAAGCUUCGACUGCCAAUUUUGAGCAGUUCCGGAAAGUGGAGGCGGAGCUCGUGGCCGAGCAAGAGAAGGUCCGCACCCUGGAGGCGGAGUUGGCCAGGGUGAAAAGGGAGGCGAUUGUUGACUACAAGGCGUCGCCUGAAUUUGAGGAGCUGUUGGCGGCGGAGUACGAUGCCUCCUUUCCUGAGACUUUCAAGUCUUGUUGGGAGAGGAUCAUAGACGAACUCGGUUCUCAUAUCGAGGGAGUCACCUUGGAGCGAUUCCCCAUUCCAAAGCUUCCCGGGGAGGAAUCUCCUUCCCCGAUGGCAGUCGAGGACCUCGAGGAGUCGCAUCCUUUGGACUCUCAAGAUUUAGAGAUUCCAACCGAGAAUCUCAUGAUCCAGGGUUCCAACCAGGAUGAGGGGGAUCUUGGGAAAGGAGGGGAGGCCCAGGACGGAGCCCAAGAUGAAGCCCGGGAGCGAGCGGCCCAGGACCCCGAGACUCAGGAUAAGGCCCAGGAGGAUAUCUUCGACGAUGGGCUCCCUUAGGCUAGGCUGUAUUUCUGCCCUGCGUGGCGUUCUUACGUAAUUUAUUAUUCGGAUAUUUAUACCCUUCGGGGUUUUUAACUUAUAUAUUUAAAUUUUCUUUUGUCUCA
Daucus carota subsp. sativus is the source of this 4036-nucleotide messenger RNA. RefSeq lists its product as uncharacterized. The record is from RefSeq and is a predicted model, not a curated record. The coding region runs from base 2143 to 3351 and encodes 402 amino acids. The transcript is spliced from 3 exons. Lineage: Eukaryota; Viridiplantae; Streptophyta; Magnoliopsida; Apiales; Apiaceae.